This is a messenger RNA of Glycine soja, 1826 nucleotides long. RefSeq names its product transmembrane protein 45A-like. The transcript has 3 exons. Lineage: Eukaryota; Viridiplantae; Streptophyta; Magnoliopsida; Fabales; Fabaceae. The record is from RefSeq and is a predicted model, not a curated record. The coding region runs from base 641 to 1477 and encodes 278 amino acids.
ACAAGAUGGGUUAGAAUUUGCUGGGUAUUUAUUUUUAUGAUAGGAGUUGAAAUUUCCCCAGUUAUUGAUGGAUCUCUAUGCUUUUCUUCUCUAAAUUUCUUGGUUGAGUUAUUUGUUUUUAGCCCAAGUUUCCAGAUUUUGACUGGGUUGGAAGGUCUUUUGUGUGAUUUAUUUUGACUUUCUGAUGGGGUCUGUGAAUGAGACCAAGUUUUCCUCACUGUUUGAAAUGUUGCUUUGUGUGAAGAGACAAUUGUGGUGUUUGUUUUAAAUAAAUUACAACAACUCAUAGUCAACAACUUAAAAUUGACCCUGAAAGUCACUCUUUUCAAGUAAAUCUCUAGAAGCACUGAACCAGAACUGUACUAGGAUUGAAUAGUCAACAACUCAUAGCUUUGUUAGUUUCUCUGGAAAAUUCAAGGGCUAUGGAGGAUCCAUCUUUUGGAACCUUGGAAGAAGAUGGCCUUAAUGAAUCCUGUUGUUAAAGGAAAGCUUUUAAACAGAAUAACUGGUAAGUUCAUAAAGGGGAGAUUCUUCAGUGAUCAUAUAUCUGAUUUGGUCCAGCUAAGGAAUCAUUCAAGGCGAAGUUGAUUAAAUACUAAGGAGGUUAUAUUUUGGAGAGAAGUAAAAUUUAAUCAUAAGCAUGGGAUCUUUCAAGGGUCAUGCUUUGCCAGGGACAUUGUUUCUUCUAGUUGGGGUGUGGCACAUAUGGGGCUCUGUGGUGAGAUAUGUUUGCAAUCCAAUGGCAUUUCAAGUCAGGGUUUGGAAUCCUGUGCCAGGGUUUGAUGGGAGGCUCAAGCACUUGGAGCUAUAUGUUAUUGCAAUUGGUGCUUUCAUUGACAUGUGCAUCGAGCUUUUGUAUUCACCACACCUCAAGAUUUUUGUUGGUGGAGUCCUUAACCCUGCUCACAUGAAUGACUUUGAGCACUCUGGAAUGCUUCUUAUGUUUUUCAUCUUUGGUGUUGUUGCCCUGCAUUCCCAAAAGACCAGAUUUCUUCCCUUGCCAGAAGGUGCUCUUUGUUUGCUUGCUGCCUCAGCAUUCACUGCAGAGUACCUUCUUUUCUACUUCCAUUCAACAACACACAAGGGCCUUGAGGGCUAUUACCACACCCUCCUUGUCUUCGUGGUUGGACUCUGCAUUUUAUCUUCAAUUGCUGGUGCCCUUUUGCCAACAAGCUUUCCAGUGGAUUUAUGCAAUGGCAUUGCUAUAGCACUGCAAGGCUUAUGGUUCUAUCAGACUGCGUUUGUUCUCUAUGGCCCUAUGAUGCCAAGUGGUUGUAAGCUUAGGGAAAACAGUGUCAUGUGUCAUUCUAUUGAUAGCGAGGUUCGGGGCGAAUUGCUUGCUAACAUUCAGCUCUUUGUUGCUGUCCUUGUGGUCCUUGUGGGAACUGUGGCAUCAUAUGGCUUUGCUGCUUCAAGAUAUGGGAAUUCUGAAGUUAAGAACUUGCAUGCAAUUCAGGCUGAAUUAGAUCAAGACUGAAGUAGUGUUGCUAUUUUUUGUGGUGAUAGUGAAAAUGUGUUGGCAGCAUAGAGUUUCUUAUAGAACAUGCUUGUUGUACAUUGAAGUGCAAAGGUUCAUGCAUGUAUGAUCAAUGAAAAUUGAAAAUUACCCCUUCCUCAUACAUUUUUGACUUUUAGGAAUCGGAUGUCAAAGGAACAACAAAUUUCUUUCCUUGGCGUGUGAUUACAAAACGUUUUUGGUUUUUUUGGUCAUGAUUACAAAAAGUGGCAGGGGAGUUCACUUGGAUCAUAUUUUCAUUGGUCAUCACUCUUUCUUUGCAAUGAUGCAUUUGCAAAUUAGCAGAACCAAUUUGAUGUGCUGCCGGCUA